AAGCGUGGGAAAAUGGACGAGUGCCUCGAAACCUUGAAGGAUGAAGAGGAAGCUCUAUGGGAGAACGUUGAAUGCAAUCGUCAUAUGCUGACCCGUUACAUCAACCCCGCCAAGCUGACUCCGUACCUGCGCCAGUGCAAAGUCUUGGACGAGCAGGAUGAAGAUGAGGUGCUCAACUCCCCGAUGCUCCUCUCCAAGAUCAACCGGGCCGGUCGUCUCCUGGACAUCCUUCAUACAAAGGGAGAGAGGGGCUACGUGGUCUUCUUGGAGAGCCUUGAGUUUUACUAUCCUGAACUCUACAAAUUAGUAACGGGGAAGGAACCCACGCGGCGUUUUUCUACUAUCGUUGUAGAAGAGGGACACGAGGGUCUCACUCACUUCCUGAUGAACGAGAUCAUAAAGCUGCAGCAGCAAGUCAAGACGAAGGACGCCCAGCGCUGCGAGCUCUUGGCCAAGUCCCGCCAGAUGGAAGACGAGAGGAAGCAGCUGAAGCUCAACAAGAUCGAGCUGCUCACCUUCCAGGAGAGAUACAACAAAAUGAAAGACGAGAGGAACAAUUACAACGACGAGCUGAUCAAGGUGAAGGAUGAGAACUACAACCUGGCGAUGAGGUACGCCCAGCUCAGCGAAGAGAAGAACAUGGCCGUGAUGAGAAGCCGAGACCUUCAGCUCCAGAUCGACAAGCUGAAACACAAGCUGAAUAAAAUGGAGGAAGAAUGCAAGCUGGAGAGGAACCAGUCUCUGAAACUCAAAAACGAUAUCGAGAACCGGCCGAAGAAAGAACAAGUUUUUGAACUGGAGCACGAGAACGAGGUGCUGAAGACCAAAAUUCAGGAGCUGCAGUCUAUAAUCCAGGCUGGGAAGCCCAGAUUGCCAGAUUCCGACAAAGCCAUUUUGGAUAUCCUAGAACACGACCGCAAAGAAGCACUUGAGGAUCGCCAAGAGUUGGUCAAUAAGAUCUUUAAUCUCCAGGAAGAGAUCCGUCAUGCAGAAGAUCUCCGGGAUAAGUACCUUGAAGAGAAACAAGAACUGGAGUUAAAAUGCUCGACUCUGGGGAAAGACUGUGAGAUGUACAAGCAUCGCAUGAACACCGUCAUGCUACAGCUGGAAGAGGUGGAGAAGGAGCGAGAUCAGGCCUUCCACUCCCGGGAUGAGGCCCAAAUACAAUAUUCCCAGUGCCUGAUUGAGAAGGACAAACACCGGAAGCAGAUUCGGGAAUUGGAGGAAAAAAACAAUGACCUGAGGAUUGAAAUGGUCCGGAAGGAAGCGUGUAUCAUUAACCUGGAGUGCAAACUCAGACGCCUCUCCAAGGACAACGGUUAUGACCAGAGUUUGCCACGGAAUUUGCCCUUCACUGUGAUUUCUCAGAUGCUGGAAACCUCCAGACCCAAAACCAACGGCCAAGAGGCAGAUGACUCUUCAACUUCUGAAGAAUCCCCCGAAGACAGCAAAUUCUUCCCCUUGGAUCCACCUCAGUUUAGGAGAAGAUUAAACAUUAAGGGCUUCCAGCCUCCAAGAACAAAAUCCCCCAUCGGUACGAAUCGGACGCCAGAUCUCCAAGUCCUUCAAAGCCACAACGAAGAGAAGGUUGAGACCAUCCAGAGCUACCCUGAAGCUUCUUCCCAACCCAUCUCCAUCAACAACUCCACGGGCAGCUGCGAAGUUAACAAAAUUCAAACCCUGAGAUAUCGCUGUGCCAGCAUUAUGUCCACCACUCCGGAGCCUCCAGGAAAUGAUUCCACUCGACGGAACAAAGAUGUCCCACACUCAAGUUUGACUGAAGAAGAUGACAGCUUUGGCUGUGAUGCUCUGGAAUUAGAAGAUGAUGUCCCUGACAGAUAUUCCUCAUUACCUUCCUCCUCAUCUUCCCACCAUUCUGAAGGGCUGGAUCUAGAACAAGUCAACUCUAUUUUCAGAAAGUUUUCUCUGGAAAGGCCAUUCCGCCCUCUGUGACCUCCGUUGUACGUCUCCACAACGUCUUCCACGCCGUCCAGCAGAUAGUGGUCAAUGGGGACACGCUGAGCUCAGAGAUCAGUUUGCUGGGAGGGAACAUCAAAGGAAGCUUCGUCCACUCCGUUAAAAUCAACUCACAGCGGGGAAAGCUGGCCUCCGGGAAGGGUACCAACUGCUUCUGGUGGAGGGCUGCAUCCGAGGAGAACAUAUGAGCGUUCCCUGGAUACUUGCACCAAGGAGGAAAUUCACUGGACAAUUCAGAGAUGUAGUGGGCCAGUUACGUUGCACUGCAAACCAAAUCAU
Molecule: messenger RNA, 2256 nt
Organism: Thamnophis elegans (Western terrestrial garter snake)
Lineage: Eukaryota; Metazoa; Chordata; Lepidosauria; Squamata; Natricidae
Product: caspase recruitment domain-containing protein 11-like
Biological process (GO): regulation of apoptotic process; positive regulation of canonical NF-kappaB signal transduction
Source: RefSeq, a predicted model, not a curated record